CAAGACUGCCGACGACAAUGGCCUCAAGACCCACCGUCAACGUCCGCUCCGUUUCUGGGGAGGCCUCCUCCUCCCUCCCCCUCCCUGCGGUCUUGACCGCACCCAUCAGGCUCGAUGUUGUCCAACAGGUCCACAAGAGCAUCGCUAAGAACAAGAGACAAGCCUACGCUGUCAGCGAGAAGGCCGGCCACCAAACUAGCGCGGAGUCUUGGGGUACCGGUCGUGCUGUUGCCCGUAUUCCCCGUGUUGGAGGCGGAGGAACCCACCGAUCUGGCCAGGCUGCCUUCGGUAACAUGUGCCGUGGUGGACGAAUGUUCGCCCCUACCAAGACCUGGCGCAAAUGGCACGUCAAGGUGAACCAGAACCAACGCCGAUUCGCUGUUGUUUCCGCCCUCGCCGCCUCUGCUCUCCCUUCGCUCGUUCUCGCCCGUGGACACCGAAUUGAGCAAAUCGAGGAAGUUCCCCUUGUUGUUUCCUCCGAGGUUGAGGCCUUCACCAAGACCAAGCAGGCUGUUGCCCUCCUCCAGGCCCUCAAGGCUCAUGCCGAUGUUGUCAAGGUCUCCAACUCUCGCAAGAUCCGUGCUGGCAAGGGCAAGCUCAGGAACCGCCGCCACCGUCAACGCCGUGGUCCUCUCGUUGUCUACAACGAGGACAACGGUAUUGUCAAGGCCUUCCGCAACCUCCCCGGUGUUGAGCUCGUCAACGUCAGGAGACUGAACCUCCUCCAGCUCGCCCCUGGUGGUCACCUCGGCCGAUUCGUUAUCUGGACCCAGGGUGCCUUCGCCCUCCUCGAUGAUGUCUACGGAACCUUCGACAAGGCUUCCGUCCACAAAAAGGACUACUUGCUCCCCACCGCCAAGAUCAGCAACCCCGACGUCACUCGCCUCAUCAACAGCGACGAGAUCCAAUCCGUUGUCCGCCCCGCCGGCCAAAAGAUCCAGAAGCGACCCUGGGCACAGAGGAAGAACCCCCUCGUCAACAAGGCUGUCUUGUUCCGUCUCAACCCCUACGCCAAGACCCUCCGCCGACAGGAACUCCUCAAGCAGGAGCGAAUCAAGGCAAAGAAGGCCAAGAAGCCCAAGGCUCCCAAGUCUGCUGGCAAGGUGUUCUUGGAGAACCUCCUCGCUCCUUAAGAACCUCGACUCUGCCCUGUAUGACUGUGCUCUUCGAUACUUCCAUGUCCUAUGUUCUAUGCAGUGUAUGUCCACCGUCGGAAAUUAUCAAAAAACGUAACACUGUCGAAUGUGGCCACUCCC
Coprinopsis cinerea okayama7#130 is the source of this 1256-nucleotide messenger RNA. Its product is annotated as 60S ribosomal protein L4. Lineage: Eukaryota; Fungi; Basidiomycota; Agaricomycetes; Agaricales; Psathyrellaceae. Gene Ontology annotation, biological process: translation. The coding region runs from base 18 to 1133 and encodes 371 amino acids. The record is from RefSeq and is a predicted model, not a curated record. The transcript is spliced from 5 exons. Gene Ontology annotation, cellular component: ribosome; cytosolic large ribosomal subunit. Gene Ontology annotation, molecular function: structural constituent of ribosome; RNA binding.